Fomitopsis serialis is the source of this 1383-nucleotide messenger RNA. RefSeq lists its product as uncharacterized. The record is from RefSeq and is a predicted model, not a curated record. The transcript is spliced from 8 exons. NCBI's taxonomy places the organism in Eukaryota, Fungi, Basidiomycota, Agaricomycetes, Polyporales, Fomitopsidaceae. The coding region runs from base 52 to 1272 and encodes 406 amino acids.
UGCGCGUCUCUGGUGCAUUCCGCAAGGUAAGAACCCAGAUCAUUCCCCGACAUGGCAACAGCCGCCACGAGUAUUGUUUUUGUGAUUGACAGAGCAUCUCAGAGAACACCGCGGGAGCUUGCAGAUCCGUUGCGGUGGACUGGCUGGUUGAGGUACACGAUGCCUCCGAAUAUAGCUGAUGCGUAUAUGGCGGAUGAGCGCCUUUAUCAACAUAUUUACAACUACCUGAGGUCGCGCAGCAGCGCUCUCUACCAUCGCGUGCACAAAGAGAAUCGGACAGGGAAGGUUGCAAUCUCCGAACAGCUUCUCUGGAUACAUCGUCUACAACACCGGCGCCCAGGUAUUUCGGGAUCUCGUCCUCGCUCAAAUGGGGGUGAUCCAAAUCAUUUACUGCAUGAAUUGGCAAAGAUCAAUGCUGGUCUGCUGAUCCAUGGUGGUACAGACCUGACAAUUGAUUAUAGGACACCAUCUGGACGUGACACAUUCCAAUCAGUGGAAGAGGAGGAACUCUACAUCGAACGACUCCGGAUGCUGUCUAGGUGUUUUCCAGUCUGGCCACCCGUGCGCGAGCUUCGCACAGCAGCUCGGAAGCUCCAAAUAAUGCACGAUCUCGACCACAUCGCUCGAGAAAUCACCAAGUCACCCCGUCCUCACACUGUCUUGUAUAACGGGGGCCGGACACAGGGUGACUGCGUUUACAAGCGCGAGGGGAGCAAGAAUAGCGACCGUUUCUACCGUGGAAAGCUGAAGCCGAAGAGGAAGAUUGACGAAGACAUCGAGCUAACAGGAGGGCGAUGGAGGUGGAUGGAGCAAAAAGAAAUUCCACUCCUGUGCAACACCGGCGAGCUGCGCGUGUAUCACGCGGUGCAUACAAUCCGGUUGCCUCAUGGUGGAUUCGUGUCCUCAGUACUGAGAGAUUGCUUACUUCCACAAGACAUGAUAGUCAACAGAGCUAGUGGAUGCUUCGCCAGAUCUGGAGGCUCAGAAGCCAUCCGAACUACUGCUCGAGAAUUGCUUGAGUGGUUCGUACUCAACACCGUUGCUGCGCUGGGGCUGGGAGAGUCUUCACUGCUCCAAUACGCGCGAGUUGAUCUAGGCGUAAUGCGUGGAGAGGAUGGCAAACUCCACUGGUUUGUCAAUCAAGUCGCACGCGGGCUGGGGGCCGGGCUCUUUGCUGCGAAGGAUCCGAAUGCUGCUCUGCAAGUGAUUGAUUCGGUGCUGGAGUCGGUACUGAAGUGGCGGAGGGACUGGACUGCUGAUCCUUCACGAUAAUAUACUUAUGGCUUCUGUUAAUCUCGAAGCAACCACCAUCAUGACGUAGAGAUGACAGUCACCAAAUUGUAAUGCUCUGAGCCGUUCACGUUAUCUCAGAGUCGACUGGCC